Fulvia fulva is the source of this 1614-nucleotide messenger RNA. Its product is annotated as Sugar transporter STL1. Gene Ontology annotation, biological process: carbohydrate transport; transmembrane transport. Gene Ontology annotation, molecular function: carbohydrate:proton symporter activity. NCBI's taxonomy places the organism in Eukaryota, Fungi, Ascomycota, Dothideomycetes, Mycosphaerellales, Mycosphaerellaceae. The record is from RefSeq and is a predicted model, not a curated record. Gene Ontology annotation, cellular component: membrane. Bases 1 to 1614 code for a protein of 537 amino acids. The transcript has 5 exons.
AUGGAGGCCCAUGGGACGCUCCAUCUCCCAGGAAAGAGUGGGUACGUUAUGUUGACUGACCGCGUUCAAAAUGUCGGAAUGCCCUCAGCCUCCUGGUAUCCUGGCCAAACGCAAGCUCCCUGGCUCAUGAUGUUCGGACAACGAUUCUUCGGCCUCAAAGGCACGAAGCUCAAUGUCGCCAUUGGCGUCAUUGCAGGGCUGGACUUUCUGCUGUUCGGCUACGACCAAGGCGUCAUGGGCGGUCUCCUCACACUCGACUCCUUCGUCAAAGUCUUCCCACAAAUCGACACCCGGAACCAGGACGGCUGCUUCCUCGGCGCCAUCGUCUGUAUCUGGCUCGGCCAAUGUCUCGGUCGUCGACGAACGAUCUUCGUCGGCUCAGCGAUCAUGGUCGUUGGUGCAGCGAUCCAAUGCUCUGCUUUCGACCUCUCCCAACUCAUCAUCGGCCGCAUCAUCACCGGUCUAGGUAACGGCCUCAAUACCUCGACAGUACCAACCUGGCAAUCCGAAACGUCCAAAUCCCACAAGCGAGGUCAGAUGGUCAUGAUCGAAGGUGCCCUCAUCACCGGCGGAAUCAUGAUUUCGUACUGGCUUGACUUCGCCCUGUCGUUCGCCCCAGGAGAGGUAGCUUGGCGCUUCCCGAUCGCUUUCCAGAUCCUCUUCGCUCUCAUCAUCCUGUGCUUCAUCCUCGGACUCCCCGAAUCGCCGCGCUGGCUUAUCCUCAAAGGUCGCGAAACCGAAGCCAUCACAGUCCUCUCAGCUCUCAGCGACCUCCCCGAAGACGACGAAUACAUCCAAUCCGAAUUCACCGCAAUCAAGGACUCCGUCGUUGACUUCUCAAGCUACAUUCAGCGCCGUCUUCACCAACGGCAAAGACCGCAACUUCCAUCGUGCACUGCUUGGAUCGCAGUCUUCACCAUCGAGCGGCUAGGUCGUCGACCGCUUAUGCUCUUUGGCGCAGCAGGAAUGGCGCUCUCCAUGACUGUCUUGGCGAUCGUGACUUCCAUCGGCGGGUCCGGACCAGGAGUCGUCGCAGCCGUCUUUCUCUUCGUCUUCAAUACAUUCUUCGCAAUAGGAUGGUUGGGGAUGACGUGGCUAUAUCCUUCGGAAAUUGUGCCGCUGGCAAUCAGGGCGCCGAGUUCAGCGCUGAGCACAUCAGCGAAUUGGAUCUUCAAUUUCAUGGUGGUGAUGAUUACGCCUGUGGCGUUUGCGAAGAUUGGGUAUAGGACGUACAUCAUCUUCGCGGUGAUCAAUGCGGUCAUUGUGCCGUGUGUGUACUUCUUCUACCCGGAGACGGCAUACAGGAGUUUGGAGGAGAUGGAUGAGAUCUUUCGCCAGGUGGAGGGGUGGAAGGGCGCUUUCGAUGUGGUUAGGGUGGCGAGGCCGGAUGUUACCCCGAAUCGAUAUGAUAAGCAUGGGAAUCUGCUGGUCAACUAUCUGGAUACCGAAGAGCAUAGACGGCAUAAUGGCAUUCGGACAGAUGGGUUGACGGCGAGGAAAGCUGGGAAUGAGGCCUUUGAGGAUAAGGAGCGGUCCUCGCAUAAUGAGGGAUAUCAUGUUGAGGGUGGCUUUGCUAGCGGAAGUGACAGUGGGAAUGAGAAGACCAUUCGUUGA